Penaeus monodon (black tiger shrimp) is the source of this 3981-nucleotide messenger RNA. RefSeq lists its product as uncharacterized. Gene Ontology annotation, biological process: regulation of transcription by RNA polymerase II. The record is from RefSeq and is a predicted model, not a curated record. Gene Ontology annotation, molecular function: DNA-binding transcription factor activity, RNA polymerase II-specific; RNA polymerase II transcription regulatory region sequence-specific DNA binding. Lineage: Eukaryota; Metazoa; Arthropoda; Malacostraca; Decapoda; Penaeidae.
AGAAUCAGCGGGGUGGUACAAGGGCAGAAGGAAGAGAAAGAGAUGAUGUUCAGCUGAAAGGAGAAAAAAAAAUUGCACGAAUGAAGAGGCGACAGCGAAGUAAAAGGAAAAAAAUGGAGGGACAGAAGGAAGUUGGGCCCAAAGGGGGACAGGAUGCUAAUGAAGGGGAUGAAGGAGGAGGGGAGGGUGAAAAGGAUGAAGACAAGGAAAGCAUCGCAGGAGAGAAAGUUAACAGUGCUGAAGUCCACUGUGACAGUGAAAAGGUGUUGGAGCAAGAAGUAAGAGAUAAUUUAAGAGGAUGUUUGAUAAUAGAUGAAGAUUCAGCCCUAGAGAAGGAGGAAAUAAAUAGUGAAAACUGUACCAUCAAAGUUGAAGACACAGAGGAAGUUUUAGAUGAAGUUGUAGACGAACUGGAGGAAAAUCCAGAUGAAAGUCAGAUUGGCUCACUGGAAUGGCAGAAUCAAAACAGAGAAGAAAGUUAUGAAGCUCAGGAAAAUGGCAGAGAAAAAGCAGUUAGUAAAAUUGUUGACAGAAGUGACACAGGUGAGCCAGAAGGAAAUGGGGAGGAGGAGGACUUAAGAAAGGGUAUUAAAGAAGAAGUAUGCUCAGAUGAAUCACCAGUGGGAUCGCCAAUGAGUCCCAUGGAAACCUCUCCCUCUACAUCGGCUGUGCCACAGGAAAAUGUUGUGGCUCAGUUAAACCAACUUCAGCAGACAGUAGUGUCACACAUACUACAGUAUCAGGCAGGAGUAAUGGCACAGUUCCAACAGCUGCAGCAGCAGAUGCUAUCUCAGCUAACUUCAGGAACUCCUCAGACCACUUCAACAGCAGGAGUCAAGAAUAAUCGUAAACGUCCAGCAUCUAGUAUGAGUAGUGCUGAUACUCGUGAAGAUAAACUUACCUUAGCAGAUAUACACUGCAAGCGCAAGCGAACUGCAUUUGAUCAAAGACAAUAUCAAGUGCUUGAGACAACUUUUGAACACAACAACUUCCCUGAACCCAUUGACCAGCAUUGCAUUGCUCUGAGGAUUAAGACCCCAUACCGCAGCAUCAAAAUGUGGUUCCAGAAUAGACGGGCCAGCAUUCGCAAGCGAAUGUCACCAAAAGAAAAAGGAGUAAACUCAGCAGAGAAAACAAAAAAUGCCAGUGAUCCAGAUGCAAGAUGGUACUGCACACUUUGUCCAUCUACAUUCAUUUCAAAAAGAUUCCUAGAGAAUCACAAGGAAGCACAUGAAAGAGAGACUUUAUAUUGCCCACACUGUAAUAUGGGUUUCACCCACAAGGUAUUGCUAGAUACACACAAGAUUUCUAAGUGUUCCUCAAAAACUGGAGUAGACUUGACUCACCUUGAAGAUGAGUAUUCAAACACAGCAGUGACAAAAAAGGGAAAGAUACAAAGAGUUGAAAAGAACAAAUCAAGCACAUUGGCUGCUGUGAAUAUUCAAUCUGCUUUGCCACUCCUUAUGUUACAACAGCUACAAAAGCAGCAACAAGAAGCCAAGCAAGAUCAAAGCGAGGAGCAGCAUCCAAUAAAGAGAGAAAAGGAUGCUAUCCAUGUCCCACCAUUGGUCAUGGCUGGAGCAGGGCCUCAGAAAGAGACUAGUAACCAGGAAGACACUUCACAGGAGCAUCAGUCACAGCUGACAGUGAUACAACAGAGGCGACUCAUGCAACAGCUUCUGUUGGUUCAGUUACAGCAAGCACAAAAAGCGCAACAAAAAGAAGAAAUGAAACAGGAUGACUCACAGCAACCUGCAAGUCCCAAUGGCUCACUUACUGUUGGAGGUUUGACAAUAUUUCCUGUGAAAUCGUCACCAUCAGACGAACAGAAAAUUAAAGUUGAGGUGAAGGAGGAGCAAGAAAACGCGCCACAGUCGGACCCAGAAGAUAAGCAACCUUCAUCUUUACAAGAUCAGAUUACAUCUAUUCUGCAGAGUCAGGGACUCAAGUCUCUUUGGAAACCACCAGGUAUUAAAACAGAGGUGGACGUGUUGGAUGCGAAAGCUGAGAAGAGAGAGUCGAUGCAAGAACAAAUAAAUGCCAUUCUGAAAAAUCAGGAAGAGAUCAGAAAGAGGAUAGGGAAGAGCAAUGAAGAAGAUUCUACUGAUGUGUCAGGCAUGAAAAGACAUCGCAGAAGAACCACUGUGUUUAAUGAAGUUCAGCUUAGAACUUUAUACAUGCACUUCACUUACUGUAACUUCCCUGAUCCCUCCAUGUUCAAGAUUAUUGGACACCUCACAAAAUUGGAGCCUCAGGUCAUUAAGAUUUGGUUUCAGAAUGAAAGAUCAAGACAAAGAAAACGUGCUACUCAUAUAGUUGAUGAAGUGAACUCAAAGGAAAAACCCUACAAAUGCAGAGAUUGUGGAAUGUCCUUUGCCAUGUUGACAUUCCUUGUGAAGCACAGCAUGCGUCACAAUGGAGACACUGACCAGGAUGAAUUUGUUCGAACUUGCCCUCUCUGUUUGCAGAAGUGGAACAAAGAUGUCUUUGCCUCUCAUCUGAAGAGCCGACAUAAUGUGAAUCUGAGUUUAGUUGAAGAGAAAAAUGUUGGAAAUCUAAUGUGUUACUUAUGCGAUGAAAAAUUUACUGAUCAAGAAAGUUUAAUGAUUCAUAAACACAAACAUCUAAAGGAUGAUUAUGGAGAUCCUCCUGAAUGUAAAGAAUGCAAAACGACAUUUGUCAAUGCUAUCUGUCUUGAAGCUCACAUGGAAACACAUCGCCAUAAAGAGUGGAACUACAAGUGCAGUCUAUGUGGUGCCCUCUUCCAUGACAAAAUACUGUUAGAUUCACACAGAAUGGGCCAUGGUGUUCCUCUUGCUCCUGUUAGCACAAUUGACAGAUCAAGGAGUCAGCUUCAACAUACAUCCGUUAGAGCCAUCCAUGCUCGUGCUCGCAAGACAGUAGCAUCAGCUAUCACAAGUUUGAAUACAUCCCUUCCUGAAAACAAGAUUGCAACAGAAACAAAACCCAAUUGCAGUAGUCCCCCCAGUACUGUAUCUUCAACUACAAAGUCUUCAACAGCAUCUUCUAUUUCAAGUGUUUCUACCAUUUUAUCCCCAACUUUAGUUACUCCAUCACUAAUUAACAAUCAAGCAAAUAGCACCAUCAACAACAUACCUUUCUCCUCUACACAGGGACCUGUAAGCUAUGUGAAAUUGAUACCAGUACAGCUUAUCCCUGUAACCUCAAUUUCUGGAUCACAGUCAAAUCAAAAGCCUGGUUGCUUAUCCACUGUGACAUCUGCUGGAAUUACUGCUCCAACAACAACAUUCAUAUCAGUCCCUGUGUCAUUAAAGGGCUCAACAGAUGCAAAUCCUAUUCUCAGCCAGUUGCUAGACCCACCAUCAGUACAGAGUAAAGUUGAAUCAGCAACAGGUCUCAAUAAAUCUAAUGAUAAAGAUUUGAAUUGCAAGAAUAUUAAAAGCAAAACCCUGCCAAAUUUGAUUCCCAUUAUUUCUCCCCUUCCUAAAGAGGUUAAAACAGAAAAUGAAGAUGUCAUUGAAAAGGAUAGGGGAAAUUCAGCCAGUGAUUGUGAUGAAGAGGAUAAGAGUAAUAUUGAUAAAGAGGAGGAGGAAGAAGAGGAGGAAGAGGCGUUGAUGACAACGGCAGAGAGUUCAGCCAAUAAAAAGAAGGCGAAAAAGCAGAUUGUGAAUGGUGUUAGUACUGAAAGUAAAGUUUCUAUAUUAGAGCAAGAAGACAGCAGAGUAUCACGAGAUUCCUCUACUGUAAUCAACACCAGCUAUGUCAAAGGUAUUAAAAUUGAAAUACCGGAACAUUACAACUCUGGGGAACUGACUACACAUCAGGUUGCAAGUACAAAGCGAUAUGUACCUAUAUUGCCAAUGAUACCAGUUGAAGUGGGUUCCAAAAAUCAAGCUGCAGUUGGCAGUACUGACACAUCAAUGUUGCAAAGGACAAGAAGAGCCCGAAACAUACCCAACAAAAGGUUGUGGCAGUCCUUUGAUCCAGUUGGAUAUAAAC